AUGGAAUUUCUUCCUGACUUUUAUAGAGAGUCGGGCCAGGGUUAUUACCAGCCAGACCCUAGAUGCUAUAGCCGCAAGGAGCAACCACAAGUUUCUAUGGCUGAAAGUUCUUUGCCUAAGGAUUCGAAGAGAGGGAAGUCUGUCGUCCCUCGAGAAGAACGCCGAGUGGAGCCAGAAGAGAAAGUGUCCUUCUCUUCCAAAAUAUUGGAGGAAAGGCUACUCAAAGGGUACCGACACCCUACUAUCGGGGAAUAUGAUGGCAGCAAGGACCCUGAAGAUCACCUCCGCAAGUUUAGAAACGUGGCUCUGUUACAUCAAUACAACGAUAAGUGGUUCGAUGGACUGCCGCAUGGGUCCAUCACCUGCUUCUCUGAUUUCAAGAUCACAUUCCUGCGCCACUUCAAUAGCAGCAGGAAGUAUCAAAAGAAGGACCACUGCUUGUUUGCUCUCAAGCAAGGGCCCUCUGAGCCGUUAAGAAGCUAUAUCAAACGCUUCAAUCAAGUGGCUCAGGACGUUCCCUCGGUCACAUCAGAAAUACUCAUGAGCGCCUUCUCUCAUGGGCUGACAGAGGGAGAGUUCUUUAGGGAUCUCAUCAGAAAUCCCAUAAAGAAUUUUGAUGAGAUGCUGGAGAAGGCGACUAGCUACAUCAAUAUGGAGGAAGCGCAGGCGGCGCGAAGAAAGACAGACAAACCUCCUCCUGUAAAUAAGCCUGAGAGAAGAGUGCCCCAACCUCCUGCUCAACCUCUCCCGCACGCUCGGGACACCCGACCUACUUUCCACCACAGUCAGGAUGUUCGGCCGAUCCCGCACGUAGCUGCAAUUCAUGACCCCCGACCUGGGCCUUGGGGGUCACACUAUUGCACUUAUCAUCGGUCGCACACGCACGCCACCAACGAUUGUUUUCAAUUUGCCCAGGAUUCUCAUCGCGCUGCUGAGCUGGGCCUACCACCCCCCGAGCUGGCUCCAUAG
Messenger RNA from Zingiber officinale, 969 nucleotides. RefSeq lists its product as uncharacterized. Lineage: Eukaryota; Viridiplantae; Streptophyta; Magnoliopsida; Zingiberales; Zingiberaceae. The record is from RefSeq and is a predicted model, not a curated record. The coding region runs from base 1 to 969 and encodes 322 amino acids. The transcript has 2 exons.